This is a messenger RNA of Pistacia vera, 1582 nucleotides long. RefSeq names its product GDSL esterase/lipase At5g14450-like. The transcript is spliced from 5 exons. Gene Ontology annotation, molecular function: hydrolase activity, acting on ester bonds. The record is from RefSeq and is a predicted model, not a curated record. NCBI's taxonomy places the organism in Eukaryota, Viridiplantae, Streptophyta, Magnoliopsida, Sapindales, Anacardiaceae. Bases 1 to 1434 code for a protein of 477 amino acids.
AUGGCUACAUGCCUUUUGCAGUCCUAUUACCUAGAAAAGGAAAAAAAAAAANUUCUCUUCCCGUCUAAGCCUUUGUUUCCUAUUGCCCCAAAGAUAUUUGGUAAUACUUGUUUUGUUCAUGAUGUUCGACCCCAGGUAACCAAGUUAGAUCCCAAAUCUCUUAAAUGUGUUUUUCUAGGUUACUCUCGUCUUCAGAAGGGAUAUCGAUGUUAUUGUCCUAGUCUUAAUAGAUAUCUGGUGUCACCUGAUGUUACUUUCUUAGAAAACACCCUUUUUUUUCCUACUUCGUCUACCUAUACACGUCAGGGGGAGGACAAUGACUUAUUAAUCUAUACUGCCACAUCCUUACCGGCUACUCCCACACCUGAGGCUUCCCCACCUACUGUUCCUCCUCCAGCACCACCACAUGUCCGUCCACUACCUCCAUUUCGCAUUGUUUAUUCUCGUCGACAGGAACCUCAUGUACCAGUCCCUUCGUCGUUAGACCCAGUCUCCAGUGAUCCCGAUACCUAUGUUCCUCGUCAAGAAGACACUCAGACUUCAUGUCCUACCCAAGACUAUUCGUCGUUGGAUCCAACCUUGCGUGAUCUUGAUCUUCCUAUUGCUCUUCGGAAAGUUGACAAUCGACAUGGAGCAAACUUUGCUGCUAGUCGAGCUACAAUCCAGCAAGUAAAUGGUCAGUUAUGUGAGGGACGUUAUAGCCCCUUAUCUCUCGGUAUUCAGCUUUCGGAGUUUGAGCAACUUAAAGUCCGCACUAAUGAGUUUUACAUUCAAGCCAAUUGCUCACACACCAAAGUCAAAAGUGGUCUGCCAAGGCCAAAAGACUUCUCAAAGGCUCUUUACACUAUAGAUUGUGGACAAAAUGAUCUUCAUUAUUUAGUUACAACGAUGACGGAGGACCAAGCCAAGGCAGCCAUCCCCAAUAUAACUGAUCAGUUUGUUCAAGUCAUAGAGAAGCUCUACCAAGAAGGAGCAAGGAAAUUUUGGAUACAUAAUAUAGGUCCCAUUGGGUGCUUGCCACUUAUGGUUAUUCACCAUGCCAAGUCUGGUGAUGUAGACGAAAUUGGUUGCGUUAAGUCUCACAAUGAGGUUGCUCAAGAAUUCAACAGGCAGCUUAAAUACAGGAUUUACCAACUAAGUUGCCGACUUCAGGGGGUGGAGCUUAUUUCUGUCGAUAUCUAUUCAGCUAAGUACACUUUAAUCAGAGAAGCAACCAACUACGGUUUUCUUAAUCCUUUUGAGUAUUGUUGUGGGGAUGAUAAUUGCAAAUGUUGGGAGACAUCUGCAACAAAUAUUAGUGCAUGCAAUGAUCCAUCAAAAUACAUUAGUUGGGAUAGCCUGCAUUAUACUGAAGCUGCAAACUACUGGAUAGCAAGCCGCAUUAUGAAUGGCUCAUUUUCUGAUCCUCCGAUUUCCCUCGAGAAAGCAUGUUGAGAUCCUCUUCUUCACUCACGUUUAUCACCUCCAACAUGUUAUCCACCAUGUUUUUGUUUUUUUUAAGUGUAAUAACCAGAAUUCUUCGUCUUUUGAUCCUGGCGGAGGCUUAUUAAUAAAUAAAGAUGUAAUAAUCUAGCUCUUCAUA